AAAGAAACGCAGCACAAACCAAAAGCAAGGGAAAAGAAAAUUCUCGAAAAUCGUCGGGAUGAAUUCGACAAAUCAAUGUUAACAAACGAUACAUUCGCAUCAAAGUUUUAAGUGCGAAAGGUGAGGCAUCGGCGUGUGGAUUGGUGGUUGCCGCUGGUCAAGCAUCUCCAGUCCGUCAGCGGAGAACGCUCGCAGGAUUUGAUCUGUUGAGUUCACGGUGGCGUAGUUUUGAAGGAUUCUCAUCACUGGACGUCGAUUUCCAGGAAUGUCAUUUCUGAUGCGUUUAUAUGGUCAAGCAAAGCCCAAGAAUUUUUUGCUCGUAUCUUGCUACUCUACGCUUACUUCAGGAAAGAUCUGGUUUGGUAUACUUUCAGAAAACCAUGUCUGAGCUGUUCUUCAGCUUAACGGCGCAAAGGCAGCUACUGCAGUUUUUGUUCAGCAUAAUCUUCUUCCACUGCUCUGAAUAUUUCCUCGCACUCGCCUUCCAUGGCCGAGACAGCGUAAACUUCAACUCUCUUCUAAUCAGCAAAAGCUACGCAGUAGCCAUGCUCUGUGCUCUGCUAGAAUACUCUCUCGAAGCUCAUUUCUUCCCGGGAAUGAAACAACACUGGCUGAUAAGCAACGCCGGAUUGGCCAUGGUGGUUCUUGGCGAACUCAUAAGAAAGGCGGCUAUAAUAACUGCCGGCAGAUCUUUCACACAUCUGAUCAGACGGAACCAUGAGGAGCAUCACAAGCUGGUUACCCACGGGAUUUACGCCUUUGUUCGGCAUCCCAGCUACUGCGGCUUUCUCAUCUGGGCUGUCGGCACGCAGGUAAUGCUCUGCAACCCGCUGUCGACUGUUGCGUUUGCUAUUGUUGUUUGGCAAUUCUUUCGGGAUAGGAUACCCUAUGAAGAGUUCUUUUUGAGGCGAUUCUUCGAGGGCGAGUAUGAUGAGUACGCGCGGCAUACGCCUUCUGGAGUCCCGUUCAUCAGGUGAUUUAUGUCAUGUUAUUCUUUGCUUUAGAACAAUUUGGGGAGUUUUUAGUGUUGUGAUUGUGUAAUCUUAAUCGAAAUUUAAAUUGGUACUAUAUAUAAGGUUGUUAUGUUAACUUA
Messenger RNA from Andrographis paniculata, 1093 nucleotides. Its product is annotated as protein-S-isoprenylcysteine O-methyltransferase A-like. The record is from RefSeq and is a predicted model, not a curated record. Gene Ontology annotation, molecular function: protein C-terminal S-isoprenylcysteine carboxyl O-methyltransferase activity. The coding region runs from base 288 to 977 and encodes 229 amino acids. NCBI's taxonomy places the organism in Eukaryota, Viridiplantae, Streptophyta, Magnoliopsida, Lamiales, Acanthaceae. Gene Ontology annotation, biological process: C-terminal protein methylation. The transcript has 4 exons. Gene Ontology annotation, cellular component: membrane; endoplasmic reticulum.